Messenger RNA from Acipenser ruthenus (sterlet), 3229 nucleotides. Its product is annotated as mitogen-activated protein kinase kinase kinase kinase 5-like. The coding region runs from base 274 to 2805 and encodes 843 amino acids. The record is from RefSeq and is a predicted model, not a curated record. Gene Ontology annotation, molecular function: MAP kinase kinase kinase kinase activity; ATP binding. Lineage: Eukaryota; Metazoa; Chordata; Actinopteri; Acipenseriformes; Acipenseridae. Gene Ontology annotation, biological process: protein phosphorylation. The transcript has 32 exons.
GAGACCAAAAGUGAUUCGGGCUUGCUGCUAUCUACACUGUACUAAAUGCACAGACACACACACUCACACACACUCACACACACACACACACACACACAAGCACAGGAAACAAAGCUCUGAGAUGUAAAUGCGCUAGAGUGAGGGAGAGAGAGAGACAGAGAAAGACACACUCUCUCAGCAACGCGCUUCACAUUGCAGUGACGCAGUGUCACUACAGUCCCUCUCGAGGUCCAGUCCAGUCCAGUGCCGGUUCAGUGCCAUGCCAGCGCAGUGAUGGACCCACAGAACCGAGCCGCCCUGGACAUCUCCACCCGAAACCCGCAGGAUGACUUUGAGAUCCUGCAUCGUGUCGGAGGAGGCACCUACGGGGAGGUAUACAAGGCACAGAAUAAGCAGACUGGCGACAUGACAGCAAUCAAAAUCAUCAAGAUGGAACCAGAAGACGAUUUCUCUGUGAUCCAGCAGGAGAUUGUGAUGGUGAAGAGCUGCAAGCACCACAACAUCGUGGCAUACUUCAGCAGCUACAUACAGUCCAAUAAACUGUGGAUUUGUAUGGAGUACUGCGGAGGAGGGUCUCUGCAAGACGUCUACAAUGUGACUGGCCCCCUCACAGAGCUGCAGAUUGCCUAUGUGUGCAGAGAGAUGCUGAAGGGUCUGGACUACUUGCACAAUCAGAGAAAGAUACACAGAGACAUCAAGGGAGCCAACAUCCUCCUGAAUGACCUGGGGGAGGUCAAGCUGGCUGAUUUCGGGAUCUCUGCACAGAUCACCGCCACCUUCGCUCGCCGCAUGUCUUUUAUUGGGACGCCGUACUGGAUGGCGCCGGAGGUGGCUGCGGUGGAGAUUAAGGGGGGCUACAACGAGCUGUGUGACGUCUGGUCAGUGGGGAUCACCGCCAUCGAGCUGGCCGAGCUGCAGCCCCCCCUGUUCGACGUGCACCCCCUCCGAGUCCUGUUCCUGAUGUCAAAGAGUGGCUACCAGCCUCCCAAACUGAAGGACAAAGCAAAAUGGUCCUCCAUGUUUCAUAACUUUAUUAAAAUGAUGCUGAUCAGGAACCCCAAGAAGAGGCCCAGUGCCUGCAAGAUGCUGACACACCAGUUUGUCUCCCAGUCCGGUCUGAGCCGCUCCCUCACCACUGAGCUCCUGGAGAAGCUGCAGGACCCUGAGAAGCUGCAGAGCUGCCUGGGGGAUGAGGGGGAGGGGGAGGGGGAGGGGGAGUUUCUGCCUGGGUAUCUGAGACGAAUCCACUCCACGAACCGACACAACAAGGCAGAGAGAACCAGCUCAGACAUCCGCUUGCAACAGAUCGCAAUCAAACAGCCGGCCAGGAGAGAGCGGCCCUCCCGAGACAGUGGGAAGCAGAGCGAGGCCAGGCAGCUCUCUACAGUGAACAGCCUGGAGUCUGUCAGGACCAGCAGAGAUGACAUCACAGAUUCAGACGACGAUGACUAUGACGACGUUGACAUCCCCAGCAAUUACGAUGACAGUAACACGCUACAGGCUGUCGAUGUCCCGCCCCCUUUGCCUCCCAAGCCCAAGUUCCGGAGCGGCUCGGAGGAGGGUUUCCCGGGGGAAGACGAUCGCGGUCGCACAGACCCCACACAGAGGCCCGGACGACUCUGUGCAAGAUCGGAGGACCCCCAGCCCCCCCUCCUGCCCCCAAAGAAGGACAAGAUGCUGAAGCUGCCCCAGUCACCUGCCCCCCCGCAGCAACAGGGUCCUGCAGAAUACAAGAGCCCUGAAUUCACGAAAACCCCGGUAUUCUUCAAGAAGGUGUUUAACGGCUGUCCUCUGAGAAUCAACAGCUGCACCACCUGGGACCACUGCACUACUAAAGAUCCUCAGCUGAUAUUCGGGGCGGAGGAGGGCAUCUUCACUUUGAACCUCAGCGAGCAGGAGGCCACUCUGGAGCUGCUGUAUGCAGGCAGGUGUACCUGGGUCUACUCCAUCAGCAAUGUCCUCAUGUCAAUAUCAGGCAAGGCCUCCCAGCUCCACUCACACUCCCUGAAGGAGCUGUACGAGCAGGCAGGCAAGGAGCACAGGCUGGGGGUGCUGCCCACACACAGGCUGCUGCCCAGGAAGUUUUCAGUGACCAAUAAGAUCCCAGACACCAAGGGCUGCCGGGCGUGUUCUGUAGCUCAUAACAGGCAGGGUAGCUGCAGUUUCCUGUGCUGUGCUCUGGAAUCCAGUGUGGUUCUGCUGCAGUGGUACGAGCCCAUGCACAAGUUCAUGCUGAUAAAGCACUUUGACUUCCCCCUCCCCACCCCUCUGCGUGUGUUUGAGAUGCUGGUCGUCCCGGAUCAGGAGUACCCCCUGGUCUGCAUCGGGCUCAGCAAGGGCUCCGGGCCGGGGCAGGACGUGCAGUUUGAGAACAUCAACCUCAACUCUGCCACCUCCUGGUUCACUCGCAGCAGUGCAGGGGGCGCCAGUGCAGACCCAGUUCAGGUAUCUCAGCUGGACUGCAGCACACUACUAGUCCUGGUUCACAAGCGUGUGAUGCUAGUAGACCUGCAGGGGGCAGUGAAGAGCCAGAGGAAGCAGCUGUCUGAAGUCUCUUACUCCUUCGCUGUGGAGUCAGUGGUGUAUUUUGAGGACAGUAUACUGGCUCUGUGGAAGCACGGCUGGCAGAGGAGAGACGCUCGUUUCUCGGAGGUGCUGCAGGACUGGACAGAAACCAGCAAGACAUUCAGACUGGUUGGCUCUGACAGGAUGGUGGUGGUGGAGACGAGGCCGACAGAGGACCAGUCCGCCCACAGCAACCUCUACAUCCUGGAGAUCGCAGAGAACAUCGUCCCAGCGCUGUGAACCAGUACUCCCAGUGUGCACUGAGCCACGGUAUAGCACAGACUCACUCUCACAGACUGACGAAUCAGUGUGGACUGACACACACACACACACACAAACACACACACACACACAAACACACACAGACACACACACACACACACACACACUGACGUGGUAUCUCAGCACGUUGAAUCGAAUGGCAAGGCCAGCGCUGGACGGGAGCCGCAAACGACCCAGUUCAAAAACAAACGUCUGACCAUGCAAGCAGAGAGCAAGCUGUGCCCUGGAUAGCUGGCUAGAGAUACCGAUGUGCAGAGAAACGCUGUACGUGUGCGCACUGGUUUGUAAAAGCCUUCCUUCCCGGUCCUGUGCCCUAGCGUUUCUGUAACAAUCGAAACACGCUUUUGUUUUGAAGUAAAUAAAUAAUUUAUAAACAGUUUCA